This is a messenger RNA of Calidris pugnax (ruff), 1630 nucleotides long. RefSeq names its product synaptogyrin 2 (gene SYNGR2). The record is from RefSeq and is a predicted model, not a curated record. Lineage: Eukaryota; Metazoa; Chordata; Aves; Charadriiformes; Scolopacidae. The transcript is spliced from 4 exons. Bases 40 to 732 code for a protein of 230 amino acids. Gene Ontology annotation, cellular component: neuromuscular junction; synaptic vesicle membrane.
GGGGCGGGACCGCGCAGGAGCGGUGGCGGCUCCGGGGCCAUGGAGGGCGGUGGCGGAGGCGGUGGGGGAGCGUACGGGGCGGCCAAGGCCGGGGGUGCCUUCGAUUUGGGCCACUUCUUGCAACAACCGCAGGUCCUGGCACGGAUCGCCAGCGCGGUCUUCGCCUUGAUCGUCUUCUCCUGCCUGGUCGGGGAGGGUUACAGCAACCCCCCCAGCACCUCCCAGCUCUCCUGCAUCUUCAACCACAACGAGGACGCCUGCCGCUACGGCAUCGGCAUCGGCGUCCUGGCCUUCCUCGCCUGCAUCUUCUUCUUCAUGGUGGACGUCUACUUCCCCCAGAUCAGCAACACCACCGACCGCAAGUACUUGGUCUUGGCGGAUCUCGGCUUCUCAGGUCUCUGGACCUUCCUGUGGUUCGUUGGCUUUUGUUUCUUGACCAACCAGUGGGCCUGGACGCGGGCAGAGGACGUGCACAUCGGGGCUGACUCGGCCCGGGCUGCCAUCACCUUCAGCUUCUUCUCCAUCUUCUCCUGGGGUCUCCUCAUCACCUUCGCCUACAGGAGGUACAAGAUGGGGGUGGGAGACUUUGCUCAGAGCUACAUGGACCCCAGCGGGGAGGUUCCCACUCCCUACUCCAGCUACCCCAACAUCAGCCAUGACAGCUACCAGCAGCCGCCCUUCACCCACACGGCAGAAGGACCGGAGGGCUACCAGCCCCCGCCGGUGUACUGAGCCCCUGCCCGUGCAAUCCUCUUCAGUGGGGCAGGAGAUGGUGGUGGGGGUGGGGGGGGGAGAACCUGCCCCUCAAAAGUGGGGGCAGGAGGGUGGCAGCUGCUUUGUGUGAAGCCACCGGGUCCCCGGUGCUGGGGCGCAGGAGGGGACCCAGAGCCUGAUAUGUGUGUGUGUAUAUAUGUGUGUUUGUGUGUGGUGGGGGAUUUUUGGCACGUGGUGGGGGAUUUUGCUGGGUGAUUUGCAACUGCCCUUUGCUGCCCCCCCCACCCCCAGCUCCUGCCCUCGCUGUUGUGCCUUGGGGGAGCAGCAGGGUGGGUGGGUGGGUGAUGGUUUGCACCCCCCCAACAAGCUCCGUCCUGGUGACUGCUGCCCUGGCCCCCGGUGCCUUUUCCAGCCCUGCUGGUGGUAGCCCCUCGAGUGCCAGCUCCCUGUGCCUUCCCGCUCGGCUGCUGCUGGGUGAGCUUGAUGCCAAAGCCCUCUCUCCUUUAGACUGUACCCCCCUGCCCUGUGCCUUCUCCCUCGAGCUGCUGGUGCUCGGAGGAUGCGGUUUGAGAUCUGUGGGAGCGGUGAGAUAUCUAUCUAUCUCUGUCUUGGUGGGGUUGGGGCUGCUCCAAGUGUCCCAGGAAGGUCCCGGAAUGCUUUUUCCUGCUGACUUGGUACUCAGCCCCCCCCUCCUUUGCCUCCCACCAAGCACUGUGGCUGCGGAAUCGUGGCUGCCAUCCCGUGUCCUGCCCGUGCCGGCGUUCCCGGCGGCUCUCUCAGGUUGUGUUUUCUGCUGCCCUUGCUGUGAAGCUGUUCCCAGCAGCAGCGUGCGGUGUGCGAGCUGUGGCUGCUGGGGCUGGCCUUCAAAUAGGUCUUUGUUUGUCACUGUGGAGAAGGAAUAAACUUUUUCACCGAG